Messenger RNA from Amoebophrya sp. A120, 4687 nucleotides. The record is from the annotation of a GenBank genome assembly. NCBI's taxonomy places the organism in Eukaryota, Dinophyceae, Syndiniales, Amoebophryaceae.
CCUAUCUCAACCACCAGCUCAGCCACCUCAUCAGAUAAGAUCCCAACUAGCACCAAAAAUGCAAAAGAUGUUGCGGCUGCCAUAAAAACAUCAACGCCCGAUAUAGAAAUUUCCAAAACCAAAUCCACGUCCGCAGCACCAGUAGUUUGUUCCGAGACCGAGUCGACUAUUUCCAACAAAACCAACCGGUCUGUUUCCUGGGCGGAGAACUACGACGAGGGCGAGGCGCCGCCGAGUAUUCAGGCACGAACCGCGCAGCUGAACGGAGAAGAGGUGGAGGAGGAGGAUUCCGACGAUUUGGAUUUUCUAGAGGAGGAAGAGGAGGAUUCGUUCGAGCCCAAUUUCCUCGGGAUCGACUGGAACCAGUUGACGCCGGAGGAUCUGAUUGCGCUGUUGCAGCAGCGGGAGAUGAUGGAGGAGAAGAAAAACAUGAAAGCGGGAACUAGUAGUACAAAAGAACAGAACAACGUGACGAAUGAGAACCAAAACGGCGGAAAGAUCAUCUCUCUCACCGGACCGAAACCACAGAAAAUCCAGUCAACUGCGACGUCUAGUUCAAUAUCGGUAAUCCCCCUUCCAGCAGCCGCUGCGCCGGAUGAACAGUUGCUAGUGCAGCCGUCAGUCGUAGCUUCUUCAUCCGCUGCUACUGCGAGCACAGGUAGUUCAACAUCCGCGGGCGAUCUUCCUUCGUCGGCAAGCAAUAGAACUACUCGGAAGGUGCUUAAUCUCGCUCGUCUAGAAAAGCCAUCAGAGGACGAGGAGGUGGACGCGAUGGCGACCAGUGAGGCGGAAGAAGUAUUAGAAACUCCUACAACUAUCACAGAAGUCGAGGAAGAGGACGAAUUGACAAAAUUUCUCGCCGAUUUGAAGGACGAAGGUUCAGCAUCUUCGCAGAAGACGGAGUAUCAGAACAAGGAGCUGUCGAAGCAGGAUUUAGAUUUCAUCAAUGAUUGUUUGAAACCGGAGGAUAAUGUAGCUCCCCAUGCGAAUAAUCAACCAAAGAACGGAGGUCAAGCAGAUCCCGGCCAGCGGCAGGAACAACUACAACAACCCGCACUGCCUACUGCGUCUGAACAAGAAAAUAAUACCAGCGACUGGUCGAACCAGCAGCAGAUGCUGUUUGAUUUCCUCUGUCAGCAGGGUCUGGACGUCCAGAAUUUUGACCCAAACAAUCCGCAGAUGAUGCUGAUGCCUGGAACUAGUGGGAACAACACGUCGAACCAUCUGGGGGGACCCUACGUAUCAAAUGCAAAAAUGUCUGGGUCUGGAAGAAUGCGAACUUGUGAUGCGUGUUGCGGAUCAUACAAAAAUCUGUGUUGCAUGACUUGCAAAAGGUCCCUAUUUCUCGCCACGCUGAGGCUGAGAGGGCAUUUCUCAUGCAUAUUGUGCAUCACCAAGGGGCUGCAGAACCUGCGAUGCUAGGCCCUGCAUGCCAGACUUGGCGGAGCUUGGAAAAACUGCAUGGCAAAUCUCGGAAUCUUCCAGACCCAGACAUUUUUACAUUUGAUACUACGGGCAGACGGACGAUUACACGAGUGAGUUGGAAGUGGGCAGUGGAAACUGUUUGGAUCCGUGGGAAGAGGGGGAAUUGGUGGAGGAGAAAGAGGAGGCUGAUCAAGGUGCAGUGGCAGAACUGUUGCCAGUAGUGGCGUCUGCUCCUGCGGAGGAAAUAGACGGUGGCAGGACCAAGAAGGACACAACUACCUCGACCGUUAGUGGUGGAGGAACUACACCGAUUUCUUGUUCAUCCGCUACUGCCCGCCCAACAUCGACAGUGGACGCAGCUGCAAGAAGACCACCGACAGCACCAGCAGUGCCGGAACAGAAGCAAGACAAGAUGGAAAUCGAUGAUGCGGAACGCAAGGCAGACGAGGAGGAGACCACAAAUUCGGACUGGGAAGAAGAAUGCAGCUCCGAGUGCGAGGAGGAAGCUUUAUCUGAGGAGGAGUCUGUAUCAGAAGAAGAGGAAUUAUCAUCUUGCACGGAGGAUUACUCUCUUCCGGAUGAGCCGAUCGACUUGGAAAAGAUUUUGAAGGAGCGGGGACACUUGUUGAACGACAGUACGAGUUUGGAGGUUCCGGAAAGAACUACUACAGAGGAUGACGAUGAAAAUCAUCAAGUGGAAAGAACAGAGGAUAUUAAGGACGCACUCAUUUCGAUUUCAUCCUCCACGACGACAUUACCAGCCACCGCCCCCGCCGGCCAAAGAUGGGUCCCUCCGCAUUUGCGAAAAAAGGCAAACGCCAUGUUAUCCGCCGGCGAAAAUGAUUCAGAUACGAACGCCCUGAAGCAGAAGCUGCAGGGGUUGCUCAAUCGGUUGUCCGAGGGAAAUCUGGAUGGGAUCGCCAUCGACGUUUGUGCGCUGUUGAAGGAAAAUUUGAAGAGCAGAACAACGUCAUCUGCGGCUACUUCUGAAAUCAGCAAAAGUUGUCCCUUAGUAUUCACCUUCUUUGCCGACGCUGUUUACAAAAACGCGUGCGAAAACCCGCACAUUUCCAUCCUGGUCGUCGCUUGCUACGCCGCGGUUGUGGUUGCUGCCUGCAGCACGGUGGACGUGAGAUGUCUAUCCGCGGUGACGCAGCUGCUGGAGAAGAAGUUUUACGACUACAGUACAGGGGAAAAAGGCGGUAUGGAAAAUAAAAGCGCAUCUGCGCAGCUCAACACCGAGGAGCAGAGAAAAGCGCAAGAGCAGCAGCAACUUGUGAUGAAAAACGUGGUCCUGCUGAUUGCCCUCCUCUUUCACUUCGGCGUGUUACCCGCGAGCGUGAUUUUCCAAAUGUUCAAGAAGCUGAUGAAGCCGUUUGAGCAGGAAGAGCAAAUGAGCUGCAACACAACCACUUCGAACAAACAGCACCUCUUCGAGCAGAGAAUUGACAUUGCGCUCGCGAUUUUGCGGUACAGCGGGAAGAGUUUGCGGGCACGGUAUCCUUCGGAUUUCAAGCAGAUCUUGGACUACUUGCUCAAACUACCACUGUUUCGGGACCACGACGACGCAGGAGGUUUAGUACAACUUUCGGGAGCUGCUGCAUUGGGCGCCACUGAUAAUAUCAUGGAUAAAGACCAGGAAAAUUUGAAGUCUCGGGUGAAGGCGAAGGCUCUGGAGAUGUCGACAAGCAAAGCCGGGACGAGAAAUCAAAAGAAGCAGAAUAUUAACGCCGCUUCUGGAGCACUAUCAAGUCCAGCUUUCGUCGACUCAACCCGCUUGGAGUUCUUCCGACAGGAGCUGUUUGAGCUGCACAAGGGAAAAAAGGGUGGUUUUACCGCGAUGGACCGGUUUCGGCAGACGGAGACGUGGCUGAACAGCUGUGUUCUGCUCAACCCAGACGUCGCAGGUGGGAAGAUGUUGAGAGGGAACAAUGGGAGCUGUAGUUCAACUACAUCAGCGGACCCAUCCUCUGCCGCGUCGAGCUCCAAGAAGAAAAAGACGAAAGCUCUGAUGGAAGCCAAGAACGCUAACUCGCUGAUUCUGCCACCAGUGACGUUGAAGCGGGAAUUUCUGAACUUUGACUGUGAUCAUGGUGAUAAUUCAACAUCAGCUACAUCUGGAGCUGCUGCUGGUGCGGGGUUUUACUACACUGUCGAAGAGGAAGAGGAGGAAAGGAAAAGACAAACUUCAACUAGCACAGGCGUGGCGUUGACAUCAAAAUCAGUCGAGAGAAGUCUUCAUGCACCGGAAGCAGGAGCAGUCCGAGGCGCGCCGCAACAAUCUUCUUCAUCAGUGGAAACAAGAAGUGCUGGUGAAGGGAACGCGACAAUUUCUGGUUCUGAUUCAGCCUCACUUUCGAGAAAUAAAUCCACCACAUCUCCCUCCACCCAAAACGACCAACUCCUCCAACUGGCGAAGGAGCAGCGGCUCGCGACCGACAGCAAAAGGUCGGUAUUUGUUGCCUUACAGGGGGCGGACGACGAUGCGCACGCGAUUUUGCGAAUCAAGGAACUGAAAAUCCCCCCGAAGCAGAAGUGCAAGGACGUCGCGGAAGUGGUCAUUCACUGCGCCUUGCGGGAUGUGAACAGCAGCCCGGCGGAUGGUCGUGCUUUCAACCCGUUCUACUCUCUCGUGAUGCUCGGACUCUGUGCGGGUUCUAGCACAGCGAGCGACAGCAAGAAGUACCAGCACGCAUUCAAGAACGCGCUGAUCCCGCGGAUUCAAGAGGUCCACAAGUACAGCAUCCAGCCCAUGUUGAACCUGGCGCUGCUGUUCGCCAGCGGGGUGGCGGAGGAUGGCGUGUUGCCGUUGUCCCUGUUGCGGUAUUUGGACUUCUCCGACGCGGUGGCCGGAACUGGGUCGUUUUCGCUCUUCCAGGGACCGCACGGAAUGUUCAUGCGGGAGGUGUUGGCGCAGGUGUUGGAAUUUUUGGAUUCGCUCGACGCGUUUGACGCGAUCUUCUCGCCUCUGAAGCAGUACGAAGAUUUGAAGGAGGGGGUCUUGAUCGCGUUGCGGAAGUUGGUGAAACCGUUUUUGCUGGAGAAGGCCGGGAAGGGUGCUGGCGGGAGCAAGGAGUCGGAAGACGUGAAAUUGAAGUUGAGACACGCGGAAAGAUGCUUGGUGGUAAAGUAGAGGACAGGGAUGUUAAUAGUGAUGAUGAUGAGGAAAGCUGCUCACCAUGAUGUGUGUGUUUUGAAGUUUGAAGUCACGACUUCUUGGACCAACGCGCAAAACGAGUACGUAGGAAUAAUUCAUUGAAAU